Phyllotreta striolata is the source of this 1184-nucleotide messenger RNA. NCBI's taxonomy places the organism in Eukaryota, Metazoa, Arthropoda, Insecta, Coleoptera, Chrysomelidae. The record is from the annotation of a GenBank genome assembly.
AGUAGCAUCCCGACGCCUGUUAAACGAAGUACAACGACGACCAUGGCGAAACGCAACAAGGACCUGGAGCAGGAGGUGCUCACCUGGAUAUUCGGGUGUUUGGGCCAGCCCGUGCCCGGCGGUGAGUUCGAGGACAUCCUCAAGAACGGCGUGGUGCUCUGCCACCUGAUGAACAAGCUCAUGCCAGGAUGCAUCAAAAAAAUCCAGGAAAAGGGCACCAAUUUCCAACUCAUGGAGAACAUCCAGAGGUUCCAGGCGGCCGCGAAAAAGUACGGCCUGCCCGAAGAGGAGAUCUUCCAAACGGCCGAUCUCUUCGAGAGAAGAAACAUCGCCCAGGUGUGCAUUUCGCUGUUUGCGCUGGGGCGGAUCACCCAGAAGCACCCGGAAUGGACCGGGCCCACUUUGGGGCCCAAGAUGGCCGACGAGAACAAGAGGAGCUUCACCGAUGAGCAGCUGAGGGCGCACGAGGGCCAGCUCAACUUGCAGAUGGGCUUCAACAAGGGCGCUUCCCAGUCGGGUCACGGGGGUUUCGGAAAUACGCGCCACAUGUAAAAGAAUUGAUUGAUAAAGGGGGCCAUAAAAAGCGUGGAAUUAAUUAUUUAUUAUAUUAUACAUAGAUUUAGUUACAGCUAAUUUGUAAUUAUUACUUUUUUUCAAUAUAAUGCGUUGAGUAUUAUGUAUUUAACACCGGCGAUUUCGAUGCGAGGUGGCGGUAAAAGUAGGGUGAAAAUUGUUGGUUAAUUAGGUGUUAACUGGUGCGUGGCUAGCGAACAGUCAGAUAUGAGGCAAUGUUCGAAUUUUUGCUCGUUUCAUAAACGGAUACUUAUUAAUUAUUUCACAUAAAAAAUUGUGUUUCAAAACGAAAAUUUUGCGUAAUUUUUACGGAUAAAUACGGUGAUAUUUUUGCGCCAUCCGUAGGUACUAAAUUAUUUAGAGAAUACUGACAUUCACCUACUUUCGAGCGGCUUAAAUGAGACAACACGGUCAAUUUUACUACCAUAAAGCCUAUUCUAUAUGGAAAAAUUUAUUGCAGCGACUUUAUAUCGUUUUUCGAGUUCAAUUUUACAAGGCUUACAAAGUCGCUUCUCACCCAUUUUCUCGCUAAAAUUGUAUCUUUAAUAAACGCUUCUAAUUUAUUACCACAUUCAUUGAGAGUUUCAAACAUCACGUUUAUUUUUGGCCGG